UCCACAGAAGGGCGGGAUCAAAAUGCACACUUACGUACUAUAUAGUAUGUUUAAACAGAACGCUGCUAACUGGUGCGCUUAUACCCGGUCGCCAUGACUACACCCGAGCUCGCCUACUAGCAAGCUAAAGAGUAUGAAAAAAUAGUACGGCGCUACUCUAAGCCUGGUAUUUGGACAUAGUCUUUUACCGAGUGCGGGAUAUUUUGGAUGUGUGCAAAACUUCGAUGUUGACAGACUGAAUGCGUCGAGUGUGUGUGUGUGAGUGUGUGUGUAUGAAGAACAAAAAUAAAAAGGGAAGAAGAGAAAAGCUGGAUCCUUCACACACUUUCAAGGUGUGCAGCGUUUUGAGUGAGGAAGUGCACGCGCUGCAAGAAUAUCAGAAAUAAAUCCAGGCUUGGGAUUUAUUUAUUAUUUUAUGUGAACAACAAAACUCCUGGAAAGUUUGGAUUUGACUUUGGUUUUGGUUUAUAAACCUUAUAAACGUAUUUUACGGUUAACUCGAGGAGGAAAACUAGUAACACAGGGUACGCACGCGACCUUUUUUUAUUAUUAUUUCUUUAGGGGGGUUUAUUUCCAGGUGAGUUUUUGUUGUUGUUGUUGUUGUGCUAACUGACUCGCGUGUACUGCAGCUAAGAACAUUCUCGAAGUGUGGAAAAUAUAAAACAGAGUGUGUUUGAUAUAUUGUUCAGAUUGAAUUAAAGUAGCAGCUAGCUAACGUGUUGUAGCUAAGUGAAGGCUAGCUGUCACGGUGUCCGUUCUGUCAAACCGUCGUGUUGCUCGGUGUUUGUUAGCUAACUAGCUAAUUAACAGAACUAACUCAAGGUAAGCCAUUUUUCAUACGAAGUGUUUGGUAAUAAUGUGUGUGUGUGUGUGUGUGUGUGUGUUUUAAAGAGAUUUGAAUGAAAGUAGGCAGUCUAACAAACAGGAGAAAACAAAGAAAGCGUUAACUAAAUGACUCGAUAAUUUCCGUUACAUACUUAUAUAGUAAAUUAGCGCGCGCGCGCGGUUUUUUUGUUUGUUUGUUUUUUUUUUUAAAGAUAUCUUAUUUAUACGUCCUCGUACGUUUGGGCUUGCACCGGUGUGGAAGCGGGAUGUUUAUGAUGCACUGAUUCAGCAGAUGGCAGUAGCACGAAGGGCUGUCCUCAUCCUGGAUGUGAUGCUGAAACAAUAAGGCUUUUAAACCCACCUCUCCACCACCUCCUCCACCUCCAGCAGCACGAGCAGCGGUGUAGUAAAAACAUCGUGUGAACGGAGUCCAGAUGCGGCCGCACGCGCCAGAGGUUAUUGCUCCAGUUAUCGCAGAUGUGAAUCAGCGCGAGCGCCUUCAACGCGCCACGGUAGUGAAAUCGGUUCGUCUGUGAUCAAGCACCACGGACUUCGAGACUCAUCCCUUACAGCGUCGACCCGCGCUCAUGGCGGAGUUCACAGAGAAACCAGGAAGCGCGGACACACAGCGCGAGCUCUCGGGCUCGGUAUCGAACGGCGAUUGUGGACUUGCACCAGAGCUGGCUGGAUCAACCGGACCGGAUAACGCAUCAGACGGCAAACCUGGACUACCCCGAAAGGCCAGCAUCAUCAAGGAUGGGUCAAGGCAGCGCAAAGAGAGAAAGAAGACCGUCUCUUUCAGCAGCAUGCCCACAGAAAAGAAGAUCAGCAGUGCUAGUGACUGCAUUAAUGCCAUGGUGGAUGGUUCCGAGUUGAGGAAAGUGAGGUCCAACUCCAGGGUUUACUAUCGAUACUUUCUGCUCGAUGCAGACAUGCAGUCGCUCAGGUGGGAGCCGUCGAAAAAGGAGUCGGAUAAAGCCAAAAUCGACGUGAAGUCCAUUAAGGAAGUGCGAAGUGGUAAGAAUACUGACACUUUCAGGACCAACGGUGUUUAUGAUCAGAUUUCAGAAGACUGUGCAUUCUCGAUUAUUUACGGAGAGAACUACGAGUCUCUGGAUCUAGUUGCGAACACUGCUGAUGUAGCUAACAUUUGGGUGACCGGGCUCAGGUACAUGAUAUCCUAUGGGAAACAUACCCUGAACAUGAUUGAAAGUUGUCAGAACAACCUGCGCUCUUCUUGGCUCGGGGAUCUCUUCGACGAGGCCGACGUGAGCGGCAGCAAAAGUAUAAGUCUUUGUACUGCCGUACAGAUGACCAAAAAACUGAAUCCUGGACUGAAAAAUGUUAAAAUAGAACUCAAACUCAAAGAGCUGCAUAAAGCAAAAGACAAAAUGGGGUGUGAUGUUACAAAGGAGGAAUUUGUUGAGAUCUAUCAUGAUCUUUGCACGAGGCCGGAAAUAUAUUUCUUGCUCGUUCAGUUUUCUAGCAACAAAGAAUUUCUUGAUACCAAGGACUUGAUGAUCUUUUUAGAAGCAGAACAAGGCAUGGCCCAGGUUAGUGAAGACACAAGCUUAGAGGUUAUUCAGAGGUAUGAGCCGUCGAAAGAGGGGCAGCUCAAGGGCUGGCUCUCAUUAGACGGAUUUACAAACUACCUUAUGUCCAACGACUGCCACAUUUUUGAUCCGGAACAAAAGACCGUAUGCCAAGACAUGAACCAGCCUUUGUCUCACUAUUACAUUAACUCCUCUCACAAUACCUACCUAAUCGAGGACCAGUUCAGGGGUCCCUCGGACAUCACAGGGUACAUCCGCGCAUUGAAAAUGGGAUGUAGAAGCGUAGAGCUCGAUGUUUGGGAUGGGCCUGACAACGAGCCAGUAAUUUACACCGGUCAUACCAUGACGUCGCAGAUUGUCUUCCGCAGCGUUAUUGACAUUAUAAACAAGUACGCCUUUGUAGCGUCUGAAUUUCCUCUGAUUCUGUGUUUGGAGAAUCACUGUUCCAUCAAGCAGCAGAAAGUAAUGUUUCAACACCUCAAAAAAAUCCUCGGGGACAAAAUUCACACCGAUGCACCAAAACCCGAAGACAGCUACCUUCCCUCCCCCAACGACUUGAAAGGCAAGAUUCUUUUGAAAGGGAAGAAGCUAGGGAACACCUGCACGAGCUCGGAGGGGGAAGUGACCGACGAGGACGAAGGGGCAGAAAUGUCUCAACGAAUGAACAUUGAAGGAGGGGAGCAGCAGACUGUUACCCAAGCGAAAAAGUUUCAGCUCACCAAAGACCUCUCUGACCUGGUGACCUUGUGCAAAUCUAUUCCGUUUAAAGACUUUCAGACAGCAUUCCAGAACCAGAAGCAUUGGGAGCUUUGCUCUUUCAAUGAGGUGUUUGCUAGCAGGUGUGCUAGCGAUUCUCCUGGUGAAUUUGUCAAUUACAAUAAGAAGUUCCUCGCUAGGGUUUACCCUAGUCCAAUGCGGAUCGACUCGAGCAAUAUGAACCCUCAGGAUUUCUGGAAGUGCGGUUGCCAAAUAGUUGCAAUGAACUACCAAACUCCAGGCCUGAUGAUGGACCUGAACAUCGGCUGGUUCCGGCAAAACGGCAACUGUGGCUAUGUACUUCGUCCAGCCAUAAUGAGGGAGCAGGUGUCUUAUUUCAGCGCAAAUACUAAAGAUUCAGUGCCCGGAGUAUCUCCACAACUCCUUCACAUAAAGAUCAUCAGUGGACAAAAUUUCCCCAAACCCAAAGGCUCAGGUGCCAAAGGAGACGUCGUAGACCCUUACGUAUAUGUUGAGAUCCACGGCAUCCCCGCCGAUUGUGCUGAACAAAGGACUAAAACCGUCCAUCAGAAUGGAGACAACCCCCUUUUCGACGAGAGCUUCGAGUUUCAGGUUAAUCUUCCUGAGUUAGCGAUGGUACGCUUCGUCGUUCUGGACGACGACUACAUUGGGGAUGAAUUUAUCGGUCAGUACACUAUUCCUUUUGAGUGUCUACAGCCAGGCUUUCGCCAUAUUCCCCUUCAGUCUUUAACUGGUGAAGUUCUUCCUCAUGUCUGGUUGUUUGUCCACGUGGCCAUUACCAACCGACGUGGUGGGGGCAAGCCCCACAAAAGAGGGCUGUCGGUCCGCAAAGGCAAAAGGAGUCGGGAGUACGCCACCAUGAGGAUACUGCUCAUCAAGGCGGUGGAUGAGGUUUUUAAGAGUGCCAUACAGCCGCUCCGAGAAGGAACUGACCUCAGAGAGAACAUGCAGAACUCUUUAGCGUCGUUUAAAGAGCUGUGCGGUUCGUCAGCGGUGGCCAAUCUGAAACAGUGCAUCCUGGCCCUGUCGUCUCGUCUCACGGGUGCAGACAACAACCCGCUUGUGCUGUUCAACCUGAAGGAGCAGUACCCCAGCAUGGAGGCUCAGGGGCUGCUGCCCGAUGUCCUGAAGAAGGUGCCCGCUGCGUAUGAGAUGAUGGUCCAGACGAGCAGGACGCUGCUGGAGAACUCGGACGGCGUCUACGAGAGGAUACUCCAAGUGCAGAAAGCAGCUAUGGAGUUCCAUGAGAAUCUUCACGACAUGGCGGUGAAGGAGGGUCUGAAAGGCAGGAAGCUCCACAAGGCAGUGGAGAGCUUUACCUGGAACAUAACUAUUCUAAAGGGUCAGGCUGACCUGCUGAAGCACGCACGGGCCGAAGUGCUGGAGAACCUGAAGCAGGUGCAUUACGCCGCACUCACCUGCAACCUAGCCAAAGGGGCAACGUUGUCCAGCUCCGAGUCCAAAUCCCACCGCAGCCUGGGAGCCAUUCCAGAGAGGGCGUCGGGAGAGGACGACGUCAGCGAUGACGAGGAGAACUAAGGGCUCGUCGAGCUUGCCGAAGUCCUGCUGAAACUGUGCCAUUACAGAGGAACAGUAAAGUGAUCUAGGGAUAAAGAGGAAGCCAGGCUGUUCUGUGUCUCUUCUACACUUUUUCCAGCGUCAUUCCAUACCCGUUGGGCCGAAGUGCCUCAACAAACCUCGCCAAAUCCUGCCCCCCCAACCCCCUUUCCCCUUUCCCCCAGCCAAACCCCAAAACCUCAAUCCUCCACCCAACUCAGGGUAGUCUAACAGGACUACUUUUAUUUCCAGAGCCUGCUGAUCGCCUUGCUAGUGUGCUGGCACAGUGUCGUGAUUCACUGCAGUGUUGAACUCAGACGUGCACUUAAGGAGCCUCGCUCCGGGACCGCCUAUAAGCACAAAUCUAACGGAUUUAGAGGAGCUGAAACUAGAGCUGAGAACGAUUCGAAAGAGAGAACACGAGAACGAAUGAGUCGAGCUGUUUACAAUAACAAACUAAUUCAUGUUCUGUCUGCCAAAACAGUAUAUAUAUAUAUAUAUAUAUAUAUAUAUAAUAUAAUAUAAUAUGGAGAUCUGUUACCUUUUUUUUGCAAUGUGCACCAAUUUAAGGGAGGAGAUUUAUUUUGUUAAGCUGUUUUAAAGAGAAUAUUUUAUUUGUGUGAAAGAUGAGCAGAAAGAAGAAAUGUAUGCCACUUACGGGUGAUUUGAUGAAACGCGUGAUACCUUCAGACACGACCAGCUGAGGAAAUGUGUGUUACAGGUACAUGGUUAACUCCUAGUCACCAUUACAGUUAUGAUUACAGUGACGGUUUCUGGGAAAGAUUUGCCUAGUGGUUUGCUAGAGGGGAAACAUCAUUUCCAUGUGUUUUGCCUAAGCUAAGCCUGCCUAGCGCCAGCCCGUUAAAAGUCUGUCGCCUUCUCCGGUGUUCGUCCCCGGCUCAUCUCGCCGGACUUUUCAGCCCGAUCUCCCAUCCCAAUUUCCAUCAUCUUACCAGAACGUCAAGAAACGGGAAACAGUGUUGUUUGCUACGUUUCAGUGCUGUAAACGUCAGUGUCUUUUGAACUGUAGUUCAACCAUUUAUACCAACGGGGAAGCGGGUUAGUUUCGAAACAGAAUAGCAGUUUUGUUUUUACCCCGUGAACUCCUGAAAGCGCUGAAAUAAAUCGUGUUGAAAUAAAUACAUCUCGCCUGUGUGUUACUCUUCAAAUCAUGUGUCUAACAGUAAAACCCUUCAGGUUCACGGAAAGGACGGUUUCACGUUUGUUGUUUUUCAGUGUCGUUACACAAACUGAACUAAUUGUUGACUCUUUUUUUUUUUUUUUUUUUUUUUUUUCCUUCUUGGGUUAGCGAUGUAGCUAAAAGGUUUGCUCUGUUCGCCUAUUUUCCGUUCACUUGUACUGAAGACUCUUUAUUGAACUUAGACUCGUGUCCACAGAAUGCAGCAACUAUCAUUUUAAAACCCAAGAGCAAAUAAUGUCUGGAGCUGGAUGAAGCGUAAAGCUUGAUUCUUUUGGCACGAAUGAAUGAACCGGACCGCGUGUGAAUUAGCGUGUUUUCCAUGAGACUUUUAGUCGACCGGCGUAAACGUCAUACUUCUCCUCCGUUCGCCGUCUGGUUUGGUUUGGUUUCGCACUGCAUAUAAUUCGAUUGGCUGAGCUGUGUGUACAUCGCAUUUUAAAACUCUUAUUUUAUUGGUCAGGAAUACAGCGACUGGAAAAGACGGCAAACAAACCUUCGAAAAUUGGCGUUAUGUUGGACAGAGAAUACGGAUCCGGUGCUGAAUAAACGUCAUUAUAGAAGUAAGUAUUUGAAACCAUUUUGUGCAUCACAGCUAGAGUUGUUUGUUUGUUUGUUUGUUUGUUUGUUAGUCCAUAUAUCCAGAACAAAUGUCAUGUCUGCAGCUCUACAGCUCCGUUCUUUGGCUCAAUUUGUACCUUGAACCCUCGGUUUAUCAGCCCACGUCUACAAAUAACGCUGCGUGUUUGAGUCACUUCCUGCAGUUGAGUUGACUCAUUCUGCACUCGAAUCACUUUCUCACUGCAGUCACGGUCACCUCGCUCAGACGCUCUCGGACCGGUUGUUUUGUUCCACACCUGACUGUUAUUUCCGCUUUCUCACCUGCAGAAAAAACCGCACAGCGGGGUUUCAUUCAAACUGACUAAACUCUGCAUGCGUGAAAGCUCUCUGAGAUACAGACCUUUCUGUCUGGAAUCCCAUCGUGCAGCACAUGUCUACUGAACUUGUGACUACAUGCAUUGUAAACUAGGAAACACGCAUGGCUUUUGUGUAUGCACUUCGAUAAAAUAAGCAUACUACAAGAAGGGAAAGAUAAGCCUUGAGUGCGAAAAGUAAAUGCCUAUUUUUUUUUUUUUUUUUGAAUUUUUAUUUAGUACCUGUCAAGGUUCAAUAAAUCAGAGAUGGCGUCCCUUUUAAUGUAACUUUCAGCGCAGAGUACUCUUAGCAAUGUAGACAGUGUGUGUUUAUAAAAAAUAAAAAAAAAGGUCUGAUCUAUGGAAUAAUACUUUCCAAAAAUGAAGUAUGAAUAUAAAUCAAACGUUAACAGGCUGCGGUGUAAAAAUGUCAUUACCGGCUAGAGAGAUGAGGAGCAGAGGGGAAAAAACACGAGGAAAGAAAAAAAAACCAACCGAACUGUUAGUUCUUCUGUCAGCGUUUUUGAUGUUAUUAAGGACUCAGUGAUGACACCUUGAGAAACGCUGUACGCACAUGCCACCUGGCUUAACCUUGAGGCAAUUAGCUGAAUAACGCUUGGCACGUACUUGUGAGCUUGCAAAACCGUCGUCAUAAAUAAUAGGCGCAGUGAAAGUCUCGGAGAGUUCUCUGUCAGCCAGGUGAAAGCGAGACAGAGCAAGAUCUGAGAGAUGUACAGCCGUCACACCGGAUCAGAGCAGAUCUGGCAGGACAAACACGCUGCUUUUGACCGCAGUGCUGUUCACGACAAGCAGUGGGGAAAAUGCCUGAGGAUGUCUGGAUUUGGCUUGAUGUCACUCUGAAUGGAAUCACACUGCGCUGUGUCCUGUCCUGAGCCUUUGUGUGCUACUGAGUGAGAGUAGAGCUAGACAAGCCACUGAGAUGGACAAUCCAGUAGUCCAGUAACCAGUUUUCCUUAACAUGAAGUCUGUCUGUUGAACUAGUCCACUGUUCACUAAAGGAGACGUGAGUGCAAAACUGCAUGUUGUAAUUGCAGAGUCCCAAGGCCAUCGCGGCAACCGUAGUCCCAGCAACCACAGCGAGAACGUCCAUGUGGAAUUGGAGUUGAUGAGAGCUCCAUCUAGAGGAAAGGCGUCCGAACGGAUCGGGCAGGUCCGGAGAGCAGAAAGGAUCAGGAUCACUAGCAUCUCCAUAAAAUCAUGUGUGGCUCGACAAUUGCCGAGUACUGGUGUAUCUCUGAGAAUUUUGACCCUUUCAGAGCUUGUUACAGUGAUUGGAAGAAAAAAAAAAACAAGAAAAAAAAAAACGGUAGGUCCACUUUGAAAUUUUUGGCAGGUGACUGUUGCUUUCAUCGCCUCAUCAACUUUGAUGUCUGGAACCCACCAUCAACUUAAGGACAUUUCUGGACGUCCCAGAGGUCAAGUCUAAAUAAAACGUCUUGAAUGCUUCAGCAACUGAAAAUGACAGAGUCCUUUAUUUCAUGUUUUCAAGACUGAUGAUUUCAUAUUUAUUGAUGAAAUGUAUUCAUGUCCAUACUAGUCAUCUGACAAGCAUUUGAAGCGACGUGUCAACACUAAAUCUCUACAACUACCUCAUGACUAAAUGUAAUAAAUAUUUAACGUUUCACGGGCGUAUAAAUUAGCAGGUAAGCUAAGAAAUCAAACUGAAUUCCAGCCAAAAUGUACAUCUAGGAAUGAAUAGGAACUAAAAAUAGGCAUUAGCUCAAGCCUGUUUUACUGGUAACCAGGCAGUCAAGCCUGCUAGCUUUCAUCCAUUAUUAGCAACAUUGCCUUUAGACAGAGAGAAGACGUCCAGAAUUGCCCAAUAGUAUUUUUUUUUUUUUUUUUCUUUGUGCUUUCUUGGUUAUAAAUGGGUCUUUUCCUUUGUAAAUGUUAUUACAAAGUAAGACUCUAAAGCUUCUAAAGAUGACUGUGAGGAACUCUUGUAGCCGGCUAGUUGUCAGAUUUGUUUUAGAGUGGACUCCAUUAGCAAGUUCCUGACUGCAGGUUUGGACUCUGCGUUGGAUCAACACGGUCGAGCGAGCGGAACAUUAACAGAACCGUCCAACAACUUGAUGGCAAUGUGAAAUCUUAUCCAAACAAAAAGGGUGCCAGGUUGUAGGCCUGCCAAAAGCCUUGGUCUGAGUUUUCACGUGUAUGUGCAUGUAGCUGGAAGUGUAUAGCUGCUGGCAUGACUGAAUACAUCAGUUUGUUUCAUGCCUGAUCCUGAAUAUUCGCACUGAUGUGCUGCGGAUUAUAAAACACUGUGUGUGUGUGUGCUUACGGGCCUACGCCGACGAGAUCAGUCAAGUCAAAGCACAUAAAAUCACAAGCUGGGCCGGAGUAGACAAGCCAAUAUCGAUCUACUCCUCACAACACAUUCAUUUUAUAGUGUGAAGGAGAGCCGUAGAGUUCACACGGCGCUCUUUCACGUCCAAUUCUGGGACCUUUUGAUUCUCUCGCUGAUGGUUUUGAUUCCAUCGUCAACCCAGGCUCCGUUCCAAUCAGCCCUCAAGUUCCACAAAUCACAGCCUGCCCCCUUUUAGAGUGUGCUGCUCUCUUCCCCCCCCGUAGUCCGCCCUCGCUGGCUCUCGAUUAUCAUCGUGGCUUUCGCCGUGACUUUUCCUGUCCGCUUUGAUUGAAGAGGAGCCGCUGUAACACGUCGUUCAAAUCUCCAUGUUUACAGUUUAGAGCCCCGGAGUCAAACACGUUAGCUGUCUUUUUAAAAAAAUUUUAUAUAUAAAGGAGUAUUUCACACUGAGCUUGCUGCCAAACUGACCUCUCUUAGUCACGCUGUCUCUGUCUCUGUCUCUGAUGGCCAAAUAGCCUCCGUAAAUGCCUACACGUAGACACUGUUCACCGGCUAAUGGGGGUAUUUAUUUAUUUAUUUAUUUAUUUAUUUAUUUAUCCAUUUUCAUUCUUAUACACACACAAAAAAAAGCCAUUUGAACAGCAACUUCUUUGCCUCACAGUUCAGCACAAAAAAUGGCAGAGAAGUGCCUCGAGUGUUUGCCUGGUUUCCUUCAAACAUAAC
This is a messenger RNA of Ictalurus furcatus (blue catfish), 9837 nucleotides long. Its product is annotated as inactive phospholipase C-like protein 2. Gene Ontology annotation, molecular function: phosphatidylinositol-4,5-bisphosphate phospholipase C activity. The transcript has 6 exons. Bases 1413 to 4655 code for a protein of 1080 amino acids. The record is from RefSeq and is a predicted model, not a curated record. NCBI's taxonomy places the organism in Eukaryota, Metazoa, Chordata, Actinopteri, Siluriformes, Ictaluridae. Gene Ontology annotation, biological process: lipid metabolic process; intracellular signal transduction.